This is a messenger RNA of Hyposmocoma kahamanoa, 934 nucleotides long. RefSeq names its product TBC1 domain family member 22B (gene Tbc1d22). The transcript is spliced from 2 exons. The record is from RefSeq and is a predicted model, not a curated record. Bases 11 to 919 code for a protein of 302 amino acids. NCBI's taxonomy places the organism in Eukaryota, Metazoa, Arthropoda, Insecta, Lepidoptera, Cosmopterigidae.
AAUUUUGAUUAUGGAAAGUUAUCAACUCGAAUAUGACAAGGACGGUUUGCUGGCUGACACGUUCUGGAGGACACGACAGCGCGCGAUCCCGGGCAGGCCUUGUCAGAGAGUUGGGGGAAACGAGGUUAUGUCUGGGUCGUCGUAUCAGCAGUUCCAGGCGUCGGUGAACGACGCCUGGGACCUCGGCGAUGACGACAUCAUCUCCGGUAUUGCCGACACCAAGAUAUCAAAAGCCAUAUCGCAGACUGCCGCUUUAAACGUAAUAAAUUCUCAUAGGAAUAGUAAUAAGAACGUAAACAAAGGUGACGUCAAAGUAGAAAAUGAGAACACAAAGGUUGGUGUUGAUAGUGUUAGUGUGAAGAAGAGUGAGGCGAGGAAGGCCGGGGGCGGGUCUGGGGUGGGUUCAGGUCCGCUGCGGCACUACCCCGGGCGUCCGAGGCCGGUCCGGCUCUCCGCUCUUAGUAAUCGCGACGAGAGCAACGAGUCGAAGCUGGAGAGGUUUCAACAGCUGCAGGAGAAUGCCGUCGUGGACCUCGACGAACUGAAGCAGCUCAGCUGGUCUGGUAUUCCCACAAAGGCCAGAGCGGUGACGUGGCGUCUUCUCGCGGGCUAUUUACCCGCAAACUUGGAGCGCCGCGCUGAGACGUUGGAACGUAAACGCGCCGACUACAAGCAUCUCGUUCGACAGUACUACGAUGACGUCACAGAGAGAGACGACGACACGUAUCGACAAAUACACAUUGACAUACCUCGCAUGAGUCCUCUGGUUGCCCUAUUCCAACAGACUACUGUUCAGGUUUGUUUUUACAAAAUGUUUAAAGUUAUCUAUUGUCUUUUAAACCACACAUGGACAGAAACAGCGUUUAUCGUAAAACUAUUAUUAGAACAAGAUAUUACGGAAUACCCCAUUUCACUAUAAAUAGAAUCUAAAAAA